Messenger RNA from Gorilla gorilla gorilla (western lowland gorilla), 3688 nucleotides. RefSeq names its product mitochondrial transcription termination factor 4 (gene MTERF4). The record is from RefSeq and is a predicted model, not a curated record. Lineage: Eukaryota; Metazoa; Chordata; Mammalia; Primates; Hominidae.
GGUAAAACUUUACUAUAUUUCAUCCUAAGAGGGAACCAGACCUCGAAGUUGGGAAGGCUCUUGCUUAUAAAGGGAAAUGUGCCAUAAUUCCUGUCAUUUUACUUGGGCCUUUUAAAAACGGCAAAUUCUCAUCUUCCACUGGCUGAGAGUAAAAAGAAAUAAAAGCGGUAAAGACUUCUUUUUGUGCGUAGGUGGCCCCGGUGUUCACGCUGAAUACAGAUUUUUACACAAUAAAAUCUUAAAUAUCUCUACAUGGAACGGAAUCCAUUUUUCCUGCCUCGGGAAGGAUUUCUGCGCUCUCGGGUGAAGUUCCUGAAGCAAGGAACCAGUUCCCCUCUACCUGUACUCUUGAGAGGAAUUCUCAGGUCAUCUGAAACACAAGUAUGGGCCAGGACGACCCAUUCGUUCACGCGGCCCAGAGCUCUGCGAAGCGGGACACGGCAGUGCAACGGGAACAACCGGACACCGAGGCCCCCGAAGGCUGAGGCCGCGGCAGAGGCGGCGGCACGGUGACGGGCGCGACUCCGGCCUUCCGGCGUUCUCAGGGGCGGCCCCGGGACACCUGAGCCCCGCGGGGCCGUGAACGCUCAGCACAGCUCCGGGCCGGAAUCACGAUCCACCAGCACCGCGCUGGCGCUGGCAACGGCGGCGGUGACGGACCGGGGGCCGGAAGUGAAGGACGGGGGAGGACCGCUGCUUCCGGCGCCAUAACUGCUGCCAUCUUCUCCGCGCUAUGGCUGCGUUCAGCCGUCAGGUCCUUGAUUGGCACCGCCUGAUCCCCCUCACCUGGGCCUGUAUGGCUAGGCAGACUCCUCAUCUUGGAGAACAGAGAAGGACGACAGCUUCUUUGUUGCGCAAACUGACUACAGCCUCCAAUGGAGGGGUCAUUGAGGAGUUAUCUUGUGUUAGAUCCAAUAACUAUGUGCAGGAACCAGAGUGCAGGAGGAAUCUUGUUCAGUGCCUCCUUGAGAAGCAGGGGACUCCUGUGGAACAAGAGUCCUUGGAGCUAGAGAGGGUCAUGAGUUCCCUCCUGGACAUGGGUUUCAGCAAUACCCAUAUUAAUGAAUUGCUCAGUGUACGGCGAGGUGCCAGUCUUCAACAGUUGCUGGACAUCAUUUCAGAAUUUAUUCUCUUGGGUCUGAAUCCAGAGCCUGUGUGUGUGGUCUUGAAGAAAAGUCCCCAGUUAUUGAAACUGCCUAUUACGCAGAUGAGGAAGCGCUCCAGUUACCUGCGAAAGCUUGGGCUUGGAGAAGCAGCCUCGUCUUACAGCGUGACUGCAAAGAAAAAGACUGUCUUGCAAAAGAAAAGCAGCUCGGUGACUCCAUCCACAUCGCCACAGUUGAGUCAGAUGGCAGUGGCAGUCCUUUGCCAGUGGAAGGAGUUCCUGCUAAGGGGAGGUGCAGGAGAACUAAUUUAUUAUUGUGCGACUGCCAGUCCUGUGCAUUCCAGCUAUGCUAAGUGCCCUGCCCAGGCAUGUAACAAAACAUAGACCUGUUUUCAAGUGGCUUGUUACCCAAGGGUGCCUCACUCUCAUCUGCGCCACCAGGAAGAUGAACUGUGAGGGCUCCUAUACGGGGCAGGAGGAGCAAAGCUGUCCUAGGCCAACCAGAGAUUCAUCUUUCAUGCAGUGACAUGUUGAUAAAAAAUGAUGGUCAGUAUGAAACUGAUAACAGGUUGUAGAUGGCUUUCUAUGGUAUAUCCCAGUCUCUUGCAAACGAUUGUGAAGAAUGCCAGUGUUGUUUAAGAUUCAGCAGUUUGUGUGGGGAGGCGGGGGCAGGAUGGGGGUUUGGUUGCCAAAAGAGUUUGGGAAAUGAUAGCUUAAACAAAAACGAGAGGAAGUUCCUUUCAUGUCGGGAUUUAUGAAUGCCUGUGAGUCCAGUGUCAGUGGUGACUUUCUAGUGACAGUCUUCAAGACUUUCUAAAUAUUAAGUGAUCAAGGCCCCUGCCUCACUUUUAGUUCCAAUAGAAUGCCAUUCACAUGAUCUGGGAGGCACUCUCUUAGCCCUCUCCUGGAGCCCCCAGAAUUUCUCAGCAGCCCAGGCCCUCCCGCUGCCCGUGGCCCCUCCUCCCAGGUUCCAGGUGGUCUUCCAGCCUCUCCAAGGGCCCACCCUCCUGCCUCUUCCUCCCACUGCAGCUGAUCUAGGGGUUUCUUGGCCACAUUUCCCUUGAGAGAGAGUGGGAUUUGCCCUAUCCACAGAGAGCCUCAUUUCCACCUGAAGGUGUAUUUGUCAGUGGCUAGACCAGGUUCAUGUCUGUUUCCCCUUGGGGACUUCUGAAACCUUCCUGCCUGGGAGUCUGUAACACAGCAGCACAGGACCGAGCUUCCUUUAGCAGUGCCGAGUAAGCAGGCAGCGGCACUCUGAGAGCCCGGGGCUGGGCAGUCACCUCCCACUUCCCAGCAGCUCUGUGGUAGUGGGGCGGGAGCAGCAGGGACGUACCUUAAGAUUUCUCCAGUGUCUGACUCUUACUUUGUUUCCUGAAAUAAUUAGAGAAAAGUCGUUUAAUGAAAAAGAGACUGUGUACCUUGAAUUCUAUAGCUACCUCAGUCCAGGCUGCCUGCUGAGAUCCUGUCUUUAGCUCACAUACAUUCCACGGUGGGGGACACCAUUAGUCCGGACACCGCUGUGGAGAUUAGCAUUUUAGUUUGUGUGCGCCCGCCUGGCUUGAGGCAGUAGUUUAGGAAUGACAAGGCUAGAAACCUGGCUGACUGUGAGUCAGAGAGAGAGAGGACGGACGUGGGAGAAAGCAAGCAAAAGCUACCCUAGGGAAGAGCCGGUGACGUGCACAGGCCGAGCAGCAUGGCUGGUGAGCUGCAGGCUGCGGCCUUGCCCGGACACUUGGUAAUGCCAAACAAGUACGUGUGGCUACUCAUUGGUCUAUGAGGACGAUGACAGGCUUCGACUCUGGUUUCUAAAGCAUAUAAUAUUCUCACGUACUUCUUUCAGCAAACCCCAAACAGUAGUAAUUCUUGUAACUACCUUGAACCCUUUGUGGAAAGAACCUGGGUGUGAGUGAAUCAAAAGUAAAGAGCGAUGCGCUAUAUUGGCCAUUAAAUCCUCGGGGCUGUCAGUAACACCCUGUGCUUCCCAAUUGUAGCACCAUGUUCUGUGUGAAUAUGCAUAACCAGAGUGACCCCCCCAGCACCCAGCAUGCCCGGCUGUGCCCCUCUGGGUAUGCUCACAUGCACAUAUAUGGACAUACAGUUUUGUAGCAGAACGUGGCUGCCCAGGGGCUGCCUAUCUGGGCGAGUAGACUGCCUGGCUCAGCCCACAGGCCUGCAGCAUCCCAUAGCACUGCCGCCCUUGCCCCAUCACCCUGUGGGCUACAUGCAGGACAUGGCAUGGGCCUGCUCCCCAGAGGCACCUGUUUGGGGUCUUCUUGAGGCUUGUGCUUUCACAGCUCUCUUUGAAGCAGAUGUCUUGGUGAACUCUGUAGACUCUUUUAUACCUGUUGUCACAAGAAAGCUUUGUAAAACCAGACAAUGAAGCAAAAUGUUGCCAACUGCUUAACCUAGGCUAUGUGAACCCACAGGUAAACCUGAAGGUGUUUGAGGGAAAAGCUGCUAUUUUCUGAAUGAAACGUUACCUCCUAUUGAUGUAUUAAAAUGUCUAACAUAAAGGUCAUGUAAUUUGUAACAAAUUUAUUGCGGUACAGUAAUAUGCGUAAAAUAAACCCAUUUUAAUGUGCA